GUACAGUAAACAUCCUUGUCCUAUAUUUGGAUCAAAAUAACAAACCUCAAGGAGAAUAGCAAUGCGCAUGUCAAAAUCAUAUUGACGGGUUAUUUUAACUUAUAGUCUGAUUCUUUGAACAACUCCUCGUAAAAUGUCUAAACCAAAAGUAUACGUUACUCGACGGGUACCGGUUGAUGGAUUGGAACUUCUGAAACGUAAAUGUGAGGUACAAAUCUGGGAUGUCGAUGAAGUUAUUCCGAGAAAGACUUUAUUAGAGAAUGUUAAAGGAAUUAACGGAAUAUUCUGUUUGAUAACAGAAACGAUCGAUGCUGAAUUCCUAGAUGCUGCUGGUCCUGACCUCAGAGUUGUGGCCACGAUGUCCGUUGGGACUGACCAUAUUGAUUUGAAGGAGUGUAAGAAGAGGGGAGUUUUCGUCUCUAACACACCGGAUAUAGCUUCGGACAGUGCCGCUGAUCUUACUAUGGCGCUUGUCCUAAUGACAACAAGACGUCUUGUUGAAGGAGUAGAUGCUGUUCGACAAGGUCAGUGGACACAUUGGAAACCCAUGUGGUUAUGUGGUUCAAAUAUGAUGUCUAAAACUAUUGGUAUUCUGGGAUUUGGUCGUGUUGGCUUUGGUGUUGCGAGGCGACUUAAACCGUUUGGGGUCAAAGAAAUUAUUUAUAACGAUAUCCGACCACAUGAAUUCGCAAAAGAUAUCGCUACCUUUGUCUCGUUUGACGAGAUUUUAGAGAAAUCAGACAUAAUUUGCAUAUGUUGUGCACUGACGUCACUGACAAAGGGUUUAUUCAAUCAAAGUACCUUUAAAAAAAUGAAAAUGAAACCCGUGUUGAUAAAUACAUCAAGAGGAGGAAUUGUUCAACUUGAUGAUUUGCAUAAUGCGUUAACAUCCGGUCAGAUUUCAGCGGCUGGACUUGAUGUCACCGAACCGGAACCUCUUCCGUCGGACCACCCAUUGGUGUCUUUACCGAAUUGUGUCAUUUUACCUCACAUGGGUACUAACACGAAUGAAGCAAGGAAGAGUAUGUCAAUAAACACAGCAAAAAACAUUUUGGCGGUCCUUGAUCUUACUGAUUCGGAUUGAAUGAGUUAUACUUAUUUGCUCUUUUUCAAAAAUUGGAUGCAAUUGUAUUCGUUUUUUUGACAUUUUUUUAAAGACAGUAUCUAUGGCACAUCAAACGAUUUUUGUAUUGGAAGGCACGCUUAUCUAUAAUUAUUCUAAUCAUUAUACACACAAGGUGGAUGCAAUAAAUAAUAGCUUUUACUUUGUUUCAAUAAAGCAUUUUGCAAAGUACAGUGUUCGUUUCCGUUCGUAGUGACUACAAACAGAAACAUAUAUGUCUGUGCUAUAAAACAUGUAAAAAUGUGUAAAAUAUGAUAGUGUUGUGAGAUUAUAGGUCAAUUAACUUUUAAAUUUGAUUAUAGAUUAUCUUAAAUAAAAUGUUGAACUGA
Messenger RNA from Mytilus trossulus (common blue mussel), 1452 nucleotides. RefSeq names its product glyoxylate reductase/hydroxypyruvate reductase-like. The coding region runs from base 134 to 1084 and encodes 316 amino acids. Gene Ontology annotation, cellular component: cytosol. The record is from RefSeq and is a predicted model, not a curated record. Lineage: Eukaryota; Metazoa; Mollusca; Bivalvia; Mytilida; Mytilidae. The transcript is spliced from 3 exons. Gene Ontology annotation, molecular function: glyoxylate reductase (NADPH) activity; hydroxypyruvate reductase (NADH) activity; hydroxypyruvate reductase [NAD(P)H] activity.